Molecule: messenger RNA, 1139 nt
Organism: Cyprinus carpio (common carp)
Lineage: Eukaryota; Metazoa; Chordata; Actinopteri; Cypriniformes; Cyprinidae
Product: stonustoxin subunit alpha-like
Molecular function (GO): protein binding
Source: RefSeq, a predicted model, not a curated record
UUAUCAUGUUGUCUACCCAGCUCCACUGUUUAGACUGUUUCACACCACCCUCUCCUUGCUGUCUCCAGUCUACAGUCUUGUUAUUAAAAAACCUAAAAAACCCUUGUUUGCUCAUUUGCAUCUGGGUCACAAUUCUUGCAGAACCCUGACAUCCACUGGGCAGCAGUUUCCAUCAUUUUUUUUAUAAUGUUUACAUGACAUUUUAGCUUUUUGUUUUCUUUUAUAUCAUUGACAUCAAAUAUUAAUAUUGACAUAAUUGCAUUCAUUAUGAGGGAGAAGUUUAUUUUUAACACAAAGUAAACAUUAAUACAUGACCAUGUAGGGAUAAUUAAUGGCUGAAAAAAGUAUUAAUAUGUGUAAGAGAUGUCUGAUGUCACAUGGCCCAUUGGUGUAUUUGUAGAUUAUCUGGCUGUAUGGUGACAGAAGAAGGCUGUGGUUAUGUGUCUUCAGCUCUGAGUUCAAACCCCUCAUGUCUGAGAGAACUGGAUCUGAGCUACAAUCACCCAAGAGAUUCAGGAGUCAAGCUUCUCUUUGAAAAACUGGAGGACUCAAACUGCUCAUUGGACAAGCUGAAUGUGGAUCAUGGAGGAGAAUCCAGGAUUACAGCAGGACUAAAGAAAUAUGCCUGUUUUCUCACACUGGAUCCAAAUACAGCAAAUACUCAUCUCAUUCUGUCUGAGGAGAACAGAGAGGUGACACAUGUGAGAGAGAAACAGUCGUAUCCUGAUCAUCCAGACAGAUUUGAUGAUGUGCGUCAGGUGUUGUGUAGAAAGAGUGUGUGUGGACGCUGUUACUGGGAGAUUGAGUGGAGUGGAGAUGUGGAUAUAUCAGUAUCAUAUAAGAAUAUCAGCAGGAAGGGAGCGGGUGAUGAGUGUGUGUUUGGACAUAAUUAUCAGUCCUGGAGUUUGAUCUGCUCUCCCUUCAGUUAUUCAUUCAGACACAAUAACAAACACACUGAUCUCCCUGUGAAGCCCACCAGCAGUAGAAUAGGAGUGUAUGUGGAUCACAGUGCAGGAACUCUGUCCUUCUACAGCGUCUCUGACACAGUGAGCCUCAUCCACACAGUCCAGACCACAUUCACUCAGACACUGUAUCCUGGGUUUAGGGUUUAUUAUGAAACAUCAGUGAAACUGUGUUGA